GCCUUUCACGCCUGUCAACAGCCCGCAACCUCCACGCUGCCAUUAUCACUGGAGGACCUGUUUUAUUACUCGACUGGAAGACCGACCCAGGACCAGACCACACACAACAUGGGUCGCCGAUCCCAAAAACAACCCCCGGGGGGAGCAAACGACACCCGAGAUAUCGGCAUAAUGUUCCAGCGGCCAGGGCCUUCCAAAAUGGCCACCCAAGCGGAAG
This is a messenger RNA of Pelobates cultripes (western spadefoot toad), 217 nucleotides long. The record is from the annotation of a GenBank genome assembly. NCBI's taxonomy places the organism in Eukaryota, Metazoa, Chordata, Amphibia, Anura, Pelobatidae.